Molecule: messenger RNA, 6901 nt
Organism: Tribolium castaneum (red flour beetle)
Lineage: Eukaryota; Metazoa; Arthropoda; Insecta; Coleoptera; Tenebrionidae
Product: protein artichoke
Exons: 13
Coding region: 210-6869 (2219 amino acids)
Biological process (GO): maturation of SSU-rRNA from tricistronic rRNA transcript (SSU-rRNA, 5.8S rRNA, LSU-rRNA)
Cellular component (GO): small-subunit processome; nucleus; 90S preribosome
Molecular function (GO): protein binding
Source: RefSeq, a predicted model, not a curated record
CUCAGUUUGUUUCUAGUUGCUGUGCCUGAGAGCGGAGUUUGUGACUUGGUGUUUCACCAAAAGUUGUAGUGUCUGCGAGCUCUAAAUUUUCAGGGCCCCUAAAAUCCGAAUCCGUCCCUGCACGUUCCACUAGAGCAGAAUCGAGAGCGAUCAAAUCGCUACUUCCCCUAAUACAAAACCCGAUUUUUAGGAGGGAAAAAUGUGACGAAAUGAAUUUUCCACGGUGGUUUCUCCUUUUCCUGACGAUUGUUUCGGCGGAAAAGUGCCCCCCACAGGAGCUCAUCCUGCCGUGCAGAUGCAAAGACAAAGGACCCGAAACACAAAUAUGGUGCUCGCACAGUGACCUCCCCAGCGUGCUCGACGGCCUCAAGGCCAUCGGCCAGGUCAUGCACGACCCAAUCGACGAACUCAUCCUCGAGAAUAACUACCUCCCUUCGCUCUCCGGCCGCACUUUCGUCCCUUUGAAAAUAAUGAGACUGAUGCUGCGCCACAACGGCCUGGAGAGGGUCUCGAGCGACUGGCUGGCAGGCCUGGAGAAUGUGCUGAUGGAGCUGUUCCUGGUCGAGCCGCAUUUGCGGAGCCUUCCGGACGACUCUCUAAGACAGUUGGGGCGUCUGGAGGCCGUCACCAUCCAGACUAAUUUAAUGAAACGGUUACCGGUUUUUGCAAAUUUGCCGAAAUUGAAGUACGUCCAGGUGGAGUCACUGUCGCUCCUGGAGUUGACGUCCAGACACUUCAAGGAUUUGCCGGUUCUGGACGCCGUACACAUCACCAACGCCCCCAGGUUGACGCGACUCGAAGCCAACAUUUUCCAGGACUUGCCCAAACUGGCCCUUUUAAAUAUCUCGUACUGUGGGGUCGACUGGAUGCACCCCAGAGCCAUUACCCGGUUACCAACCCUCAAGGAGCUAUCGCUGGUCGGGAACAAGAUCGUGGACGUGGCCAUGGUGGGUCGGGGGACUAGGGACCUACCCCAGCUAGAAAUCCUCCGCCUGGACCACAACUACAUCGACAAAAUAUCAGAAGCAGCGUUCGUUGACUUCACCUCCCUCAAAAAACUCUACCUGUCCAAUAACCACAUCAGCGAGUUACAAUACGGGGCGUUUCACCGCGUCCCUCAAUUGAGGAGUUUGGACCUCAACAGGAACAUGGUCAGGCGGGUGCACCCGGAGAGCUUCCUCCAACACUCCGGGAGUGGCUUGGAGGAGCUGUGGCUCGUAGACAACGACAUCAGCCACGUGGGGGAGCUCAGAUCACUCCUGGACGCGCUCCCAAGACUAAUUUUCCUAGACUUGAGUUACAACAACCUGGAGGCGAUCCCAUUCGGGGCCAUACGGGGGCACCCAACCCUGGAGCGCCUCCACUUGGAUUACAAUAAAAUUAGUUUGAUUGAUCCUGAGGCGUUUAUGGCAAUGCCAGCUUUGAGGGAGUUGAGGCUACGGAACAAUUCCCUCUCGGAUGUUUUGCCGGGACCACUGUGGAAUCUCCCGGCUUUGAAGGGCCUGGACCUAUCCGGGAAUUUCUACAGGAAGUUGGGACCGCAACUCCUGAUGAAUUUACCGUCGUUGCGGAAAAUUGAUUUGAGUCAAAACGAGCUGAGUUUCGUCGACCCUUCGUCAUUUAUGCCAACGCAAGCCCUUGAACACAUCAAUUUAUCGCGGAACGCCCUUGCAACGCUGCACCCGGCCACGUUCAGGCCCUUAUUGAGUUUAUACGAACUGGAUGUUAGCCACAAUUAUUUGGUCGAGUUCGUGCCAAACCUUCCAAGAGGACUGGAAUACAUCCACAUGUCGCAUAAUGAAAUUAGUCACAUACCCAUACCCCCAUCCCUUGACCUGGACCUACCCUCACUACGAAUGCUGGAUAUUUCGCACAAUCGCGUUCCUCAAAUUCCUCCAAACUCGCUCAAAUCGCUCCCACAAUUGCGCCGCCUGUUCAUUGGGAGAAACGCCGUGCAAAAUUUGGAGGAACACUCCUUGGCUGGAUUAUCCCGUCUGGAAGUACUAGACCUGGACACUAAUAACCUGGUCCAGGUCCACCGCAACUCCCUCUCCCAAAUGGAGGACUUGAAGGAGCUCAAUUUGAGGAACAACCGGCUGGAUUACCUCCCACCUGACUUGUUUAAAGACAGUCAAGGGUUGAGAAAACUGGACGUUAGUAGGAACAAAUUGUCCGAAGUAGCCCCAGGUGUGCUGAAUCGUACGAAAAAACUGCACGUUUUGGACGCUUCUAACAACUUCCUGGUCCAUCUGCCGCCGAAUUUGUUUGGUAUGAAAAAUUUACAAGUGCUUGACUUGACCGGGAACCGCCUCAAAUUCCUCAAUCCCGAGAUUUUGCGCAGUCUAGCCUCCUUGAGUGAGCUGCGCCUGGCUAAUAAUUUCAUCCAGGAUUUGAAAAUGGGCGUUUUUGAUAACUUGCAGCACUUGCGGUUGCUCAAUUUGGAGCGGAACGAGAUCGAAGUGAUCGAGCCGAACGCAGUGCGGGCCUUGCCGCUGCUGAAGACGCUCAAAGUCAGUAGGAAUAAGUUGAGGGAGGUGCCGAAUUUUGCGUUUAGUAAGCUGCCGGGGUUGCAAGUGGCCGAGCUGCAGGAGAACCAGAUCCGGGUUAUUGAUAGUAAGGCGUUCCAUCUCGUCCCGCAUUUGGUUUUGUUGAAUUUGAGUCAUAACCAUUUGGGUGCGUUGGAUGAUGCGGGCUUGAGGAGUCUCAAGUCUUUGGAGAUGUUGGAUGUGAGUGGUAAUCAUAUUGCGAGGAUUGGGAGCGCGAGUUUGGAGAAGAUGGAGUGGUUGGUGGAGUUGAGGAUGAAUGAUAAUAAUAUUUGUGCAGUGCAUGGGGCGCCCUUUGAUGGGAUGCCCAGGCUUAGGGUGCUCAAUUUGAGGAAUAAUAAGAUGGUGUCGCUGCCGGAGAGCGCCGUGAUGAAGUUGAGGAGUAAUAUCGCUGUGCUCGAUUUGGACGGGAACCCCUUAUCGUGCGGUUGCAACCUGCUCUGGCUGCAGGCCUGGUUGCAGGAGGGUUCCUCGAUGGGCCCCCGUUGCAUAGACGGGUCCCUCCUCCGGGAGCUGCGUUUAUCCCGUCAAGAGUGUCUCCCCGAAGACCGCAACGCCGAACUAGUAGCCCCAGGAUGCGAAUCCGAACUAUUAACAGCCCCCAACACUUUCGGAACCUCUCAAAUCUUCUCCCCUUGGAUGAACCUCAAAUCAAACAUCUCGAAAGAACAGAAAAACCACUUGGCACCGUCCCCUGAAGAGUCCGAGUACUUUUACGAUGAAUACAUCGACUACCCUUACAAUGAAACCCAGCAGAAUUUGGUCGAAAACGUUACCCAAUCGCCCCACUACAUCCCCGGAGACACCCCGACCCUCUACGCAGCCCCUCAAAAUAAAUCCCGGCCGGACAUCCCGAAAGAAGUCACGAACUCGCCUAGCACUUCCGGUUUUACCUUUUUCGGGGUCCCACUCCCAGCCCUCAAUUUGAAAAACUUGCUGGGAGGGGGCACAGGCCGAAUGGACGAUAAUAAAAUGACAAUGGAGCGGAAAAUGGCAAUUGUGAAUAAACCACCCCGGAGUGGGGCACGUGGGGGGCUGGGCUUACCAAAUUUGCCCGAAAUUCAAACCGGGGGCUUUGUCCCCCUACUGCCGGGAGAAGGGGGCUUUAAACCGAUCCCAAACCCCAACUUGCAACAACCACAAGCCACGAAUAUAACUUUCAGCACCGUUUUUCCCACUGAAGCCAGUCCAAAAAUUGACAAUGUUACCACACUGCCACCCCCCACAACCACAACAGCCCCUCCCAUCAUGCACAAUGUCUCGAUUGUGACGGAACAAAAGACUCAAAUUUUCGCAAAAAUUGAGGAAAUCACGACCAACACUUCCAUGGUGUCGUCCACGACGCUUGAAACGCCCCCGGUCCGGGAAGAAGUUGUAGAAAAAAUCACGAGUACGACUCCCGAGACCAAAAUUAUGGAGGUUGUCGAAACUACCGAAUUAUCGACGACUGAAUUGAUCGAAACUGUUUCCACCCCUAAAGAUGAAGUGAAGAAGGUGGCGACGCCCCUGUCGGCGCUUUUGGCUCCGGGUGGGCAACAACCGGAGUUCAGGCCUGCCGGAAGACCCACAAUCACCAAAGUUCCGUCACCGCACGUUUCCGGGAGCGCGCCCCUUUUAUCAAACCCGAGUUUUGCCGAAAUUGUGCAACCCCUAGACGAUAAUAUUGAGAAAAUUGCGGAUGUGCAAAGUACGACCGACACGAGUUGGUAUUUUGCUAAUUAUAAUAAAACUAACUUGGAGCCGUUUGUUGGCGUCAGUCAGUCGGUUCUUAGCAGUAAAGGGGACUGUCUUAAAUUUGGAUUUUGGAAAAUUGUUUUGGUCUUAAUUGUGGGCGUUAAUUUGUUGAGGUGCUCCACGCCCACUUCCUCGGCCUCCUCAGCCCCUAUUUCGCUCGGCACGUGCUCGAAAGUCUUGCUCGUGGGGGACCCAUCAUCGUGCACCUCCUCCACGGCCUGGUACGCCUCCGUCGGCAGCCCCAAAUCCUUGGGUUUGGCAUCGAUAAUCACCAAGACUGAAUUGGGUUUGGGGCCCGUGUGGUACCAGCCCACGACCCGUUCCCGGGCGUUGACUUUUUUGAACAUUCCGUACAUGUUUUCCAAUCGAAUUGUAACCUGCAAAACUGUUGGAAACGUCGAGGACGCCUUUGGCCCGCCAGCACCCCAGGAGCACCCCCACGACACGUUUCUGGUUCCCGAUCUUGCCCAUGCGGUUGAAGUGGUCGACCACACUCAGCAAAACCAAAGGGUGGACCACAACUUUGGUCGUGAACCCCACAAAAACACAUGUCAGGGACUAACCAAAAUGCAAGUUUCCGACCCGAAUAACGUGAAAAUUUAUAAUUUGAGCGCCGGCAAGUCACUGCCAGAGUGGCUUUCGGAACGCAAACGCCGGGCUUUGCUCAAGAAAGAUGUGGACAUUCGGCGAAGAAUCGAGCUUAUCCAGGACUUCGACAUGCCGGGCCUUAGCACGACUGUGAAGGUCUCAAAAGACGGACAAUACGUCCUGGCAACUGGCAUUUACAAGCCCCGGAUUAAAUGCUUCGACGUUAACAACCUCUCGCUCAAAUUCGAGCGCUGCUUCGAUUCGGAAGCCGUAACGUUUGAGAUUUUGAGCGACGAUUACAGCAAAUUGGUUUUUUUACAAUGUGACAGGUACAUUGAAUUUCAUGCCGCACAUGGGCGCUAUUACCGCCUCAGGAUCCCCAAAUUUGGCCGCGAUAUGCGCUAUCACUACCCCAGCUGCGACCUAUUCGUAGUGGGGGCCAGUUCAGACAUUUACAGACUUAAUUUAGAAAGGGGCCAGUUCAUGACGCCUUACACAAGCACUGCCUCUGCCAUUAAUAAGUGUGCAAUUAACCCCGUCCACAAUUUACUAGUCUGUGGCACACAAGAGGGCCGCGUCGAGGCGUGGGACCCCAGGAGCAAGGGCUUGGUGGGGACGCUUGACUGCGCCUUUAACUGCGUCACCGAAAAUAAAGAACUGGAAGGUUUCCCGUCUGUUAGUGCCCUUGCGUUUGACGGGGCCCUCACAAUGGGGGUGGGGACAGCCACUGGACAAGUAUUACUUUACGAUAUUCGAUCAAACAAACCCUUCUGUAUUAAAGACCACAUGUAUGGACUGCCUAUCAAGGACGUAGAGUUCCACCACCAGCAAGACCUAAUUUUUUCAAUGGACAGUUCAGUUUUGAAAAUCUGGGACAAAAAUAAUGGGAAAUUAUUUACGUCAAUCGAGGCCUCAACCGAGUUUAAUAAUUUGUGUGUGGUCCCGAAAACCGGUCUCUUUUUCAUUGCCAACGAAAACACAAAAAUUCAGACGUAUUACAUCCCUAGUUUAGGCCCAGCCCCACGUUGGGCCAGUUUUCUUGACUCACUCACGGAGGAAUUGGAGGAAUCAAACUCUGAAAACAUCUACGAUGAUUACAAAUUUGUUACGAAACAAGAGCUGGAGAAUCUCGGGUUGGAUCAUUUAAUUGGGACGAAUUUGCUAAGGGCUUACAUGCACGGCUAUUUCAUGGAUGUCAGGCUGUACAAAAAGGCCAAAUCGGUCGCAAAUCCGUUCGAGUUUGAGGAAUACCGCAAAAAGAAAAUUCGGGAAACGAUCGAGAAAGAAAGGGUGAAUCGGGUCCAGGUCAAUAAAUUACCAAAAGUCAACAAAGACCUCGCACUUAAACUAAUGAACGACCAAGUGAAAGACAAGAAGAAGAAAGAAAACGCCAAUCUUCUUGAAGACACGAGGUUUAAGGCCCUCUUCGAAAACCCCGACUUUGAAGUUGACAAAAACGCCGAUGAAUUCCGGUUACUAAACCCGGUCUUGUCACGGCUGGACAAAUCAAAGAAGAAAGAAAUGCUAAAGAAGAUCCAGAGCGAAGAUUUUGAACCCAUCGAUGAAGAACUAGAAGGCAAGAACAGUUCGGAAGAAUCGUCCGACGAUUACGAAGAGGAGAGUUCGGAAGACGAAACCUUGACUAAAGAAAUCAAACAGCAACAUAGAAUUAUCAACCGGGAGCACAGACUGAAACAACGCCAGGAAGACUACGAAGAAAUGAAGGCACAACCCCAAAUGUUCGAACUGAGACAAGGCGAAGAAUACAAGGGGAUACACAGCCUCAGGAAGAAAAUUAACAAGGCCCCCCUGGAGGAACGAGUCAAGAGCGAAACCUCCUCGGUCCGCCUCUUAGGCUCAGUCGGAAGCCGCGAAAUGACGUUCUCCACCCACAAAAAGCGCAAAGUCUCCGACUUGAAGAACAAGAAACACAUGCAGGAGCGCAAACGCCUGAGUCGGCCCGUCCCCGGCCGCAGGAACCCAUUUUCCCGCAAAAAACUGUAAACCAACUUCUCAAAUAAAAAUAUUUUCUGUUA